CCCUAAGCAGUCUAUCACAAGUUCACGACUCAUAUGCCACCUAUUGUAUAAAAACCAUGUUCACCAUCAUUGGAUUGUUACGAGUCAAUCGAGAGAUAUAGCGGGCCAGCAACAUGUUUAAUAUUUUAUCAAAGGGUGUUUUGGCAAACUAUCCUCUUUCUACCUUCUUCAACAUCUAUCCCUCCCUCACUUAUCUGAGAUAUGAAUUUUAACUUUCUAGUUUCUACUGCGGAGUAUCUAUCAUGCCAUUAAGCUUCCCAUUUCUUGUAUGAAUUGAGUAUUUGAGUGUGUCAUGUACAUCCUUCAGCAAAAUUCUAUCUUCUUGUUUAAUUUGGGUAAUACCUUUCAACUAUUUCAAGUUCCAAUUUUUAUUCUCUGCUGUUCAAAUUACAUUCAAACUUUGAUAAUUACGAAGAGGGAUGUAGCCAAUUUGAUUAAAUUUUGGUGGGUUUAAUAUAUUUUUUUUAUUUAUUUUUUGGGGUAGCGCUUUCAGGUGAGCUUAGAGAAGCGGCUGCAAUGCCAGUGAAUUCAAUGAGUUGCAUUUCAUUGCCUAUGGGGUUCAUGCUUCAGACACCUGCCAUUGGAGUUGUUUCUAAUGUGAGAAGAAAGAAUGAGCAAAAAUUGGUUUUAGUAUUGAGACGACGAAAUUAUGUUAAUAAUGCUCUCUCAGCUUCACAGAUAGAGAGAGACAAUAUUGUGAAAGAAGACACUAAAUUUAAGUCUUCAUUUGACAAGUAUUUGAAGGCGAUGGAGUCUAUUAGACUUGAUAGAGAGAAGAAGAAAGUUAAGGGAGGGAGUGGCCCUGGAAAGAAGCAUACUGAUGUUGCAUUCAGUAAAGAUGUUCCAAAGCAUCGGAAACGGGGUGAGACUGUUCAAGAAACGUGGCUUCAAAAGUCGGAUUCUAAGGAAGGAGAUAAACGCUAUGAAAGAGUUGCUAAAAAGAAAGAGGUGGGUGGUAAGGUUCAAGCAAGAAGCAAUGUUGCAUUCAGACCACAGAAAGUGUUGAGCUAUGUAGGAUCAAAAACUGGUUUGAGCAAGAAACUUGAUGUGGCCACCACUGCUUCUACAAGGACCAAGUUCAUUAAAGAGAAGAGCAUGCCAGUGAACGAGAUGAGUGUUGAUGAUGAUUUGGGGACGGAAAGGUUUAUCUUCCAACAGUCUGAGUUGCUUAAUGGUGACCUGGAUGGUCCGCGAGUUUCAAAGAUGAUAAUGGAUGAAAGGAUAGAGAAUCUUGCUAAAUGUUUAAAUUAUGCUGAUAUGGACAUGCCAGAGUGGAUGUUUGCUAAGAUAAUGAGAAGUGCCAGAAUUAGAUAUUCUGAUCAUUCUAUGUUUAAGGUUAUUCAGAUAUUGGGUAAAUAUGGAAAUUGGCGAAGGGUGCUGCAAUUAAUUGAUUGGCUUCAAAUGCAAGAGCGCUACAAAUCCAAUAAUAUCAGAUAUGUCUACACAGCUGCACUUGGUGUGCUUGGGAAAGCAAGACGACCUGUGGAAGCACUAAAUCUGUUUUGCACGAUGCAGCGACACAAGACUACUUAUCCUGACAUCGUAACUUAUCGCUCAAUUGCUGUUACUCUUGGGCAAGUUGGUCAUAUGAAGGAACUUUUUGAAGUAAUUGACAACAUGAGAUCUAUGCUAAAGAACUUCAAAGUUGAAGAUCACGGUGAUUGGGAUCCACGGCUUGAGCCCGACAUUGUAAUUUACCAUGCUGUUUUGAACGGUUGUGUUAAGAGCAAACAAUGGGAAGGAGCAGUAUGGGUUUUGCAGAAAUUGGAAGAAAUUGGUCAACAGCCAACAAGCACAACAUACGGACUUGCUAUGGAGGUUAUGUUAGCAUGCGGAAAGUACGACUUUGUCUAUGAGUAUUUUAAGGAAGUGCAACGAUUUACUGUCCCUAGUGCUUUAACAUAUAGAGUUCUUGUUAAUACUCUUUGGAAAGAAGGUAAACCAGAUGAGGCUAUUGCAGUUGUUCAAGACAUGGAAUAUCAGGGACAAGUAGGUCCAGCCAGUCUUUAUUAUGACCUCGCUCGUUGUCUCUGUAGUGUGGGAAGGUGUGAAGAAGCACUGAUGCAAGUCGACAAGAUAUGUAAAGUUGCUAGUAAACCUCUGGUAGUGACUUUUACUGGUUUAAUCCAAGCCUGUUUAUCCAGCGGAAAUAUUCAUGAUGCGACAUACAUCUUCAACUAUAUGCAAAAGUAUUGCUCCCCAAAUACUGCAACUUGUAACAUUAUGCUUAAAGCAUAUCUUGGAUAUGGGAUGUUUGAUGAAGCUAAAGAGAUCUUUAAAAAGAUGAUACAAAGUGGACAGGAAAGCAGAAAAACCAAGAGCGGGAUUGUUCCUGAUGCCAGUACAUUCAAUACGAUGCUAGAAGCUUGUAUCCGGGAGGAAAGAUGGGAUGAUUUCGAGUAUGCCUAUGAGCAGAUGCUGAUGCAUGGACAUCCUUUCAAUACCAAGCGACAUCUUUGGAUGGUCCUAAAAGCUUCUGCUGCUGGAAAGGUUGAAGCAGUUGAAGCAACAUGGAGACACUUGGUGCAAGUUGAUCAUAUCCCGCCACCAAAACGCGUUACAGAAAGGUUCAGAUUAAAAAUGGAGGAUGACAAUCUAGUCGAAGCAGUUUCAAGCGUUGCUUGCCAUCCUUCCAGUCAUCAGCAGUCAUAUUCAAAGGAGGCAUGGUUAAAGUUAUUCGAGGAAAAUGCACAUUGUUUCAAGAAAGAAGCUCUUGAGCACUUGAUAUCUGAGGUGAACAAGUCUCUCGCCAAGAGCGAGACACCAAACCUCAUUUUCCAGGAUCUGCUCGACUCUUGUAUGGAAUUUGUUAGGGAUGACAACUUAGUAGCUAGUUCAUCUUGAAUAAACAAAGACCUUGUAAAAUUUCGAUGUUAGGAUUUCCCUUGUUUUAGAGGAAGAUGUUGGAAAUUAUAAUUAAUCACUUGUAUUGAUUUUAUUUGUAGUAUCUAACAAGGAAGGGUCGUCACUCAGGAUACGGCAUGCGCACCAUUAACCUGUGUUAAUUGUUGAA
Molecule: messenger RNA, 3013 nt
Organism: Chenopodium quinoa (quinoa)
Lineage: Eukaryota; Viridiplantae; Streptophyta; Magnoliopsida; Caryophyllales; Amaranthaceae
Product: pentatricopeptide repeat-containing protein At1g30610, chloroplastic-like
Biological process (GO): chloroplast organization
Cellular component (GO): chloroplast
Molecular function (GO): protein binding
Source: RefSeq, a predicted model, not a curated record